CUCUUUCGCUCCUUCUCUUCGCUCCUGCUCUUCGCUCACUUCUCUUUCGCUCCCUGCUCUUUCGCUCACUUCUCUUUCGCUCCUGCUCUUUCGCUCACUUCUCUUUCGCUCCCUGCUCUUUCGCUCACUUCUCUUUCGCUCCCUGCUCUUUCGCUCACUUCUCUUUCGCUCCCUGCUCUUUCGCUCACUUCUCUUUCGCUCCCUGCUCUUUCGCUCACUUCUCUUUCGCUCCCUGCUCUUUCGCUCACUGCUCUUUCGCUCCCUGCUCUUUCGCUCACUUCUCUUUCGCUCCCUGCUCUUUCGCUCACUUCUCUUUCGCUCCCUGCUCUUUCGCUCACUUCUCUUUCGCUCCCUGCUCUUUCGCUCACUUCUCUUUCGCUCCCUGCUCUUUCGCUCACUUCUCUUUCGCUCCCUGCUCUUUCGCUCACUUCUCUUUCGCUCCCUGCUCUUUCGCUCACUUCUCUUUCGCUCCCUGCCUCUUUCGCUCACUUCUCUUUCGCUCCCUGCUCUUUCGCUCACUUCUCUUUCGCUCCCUGCUCUUUCGCUCACUUCUCUUUCGCUCCCUGCUCUUUCGCUCACUUCUCUUUCGCUCCCUGCUCUUUCGCUCACUUCUCUUUCGCUCCCUGCUCUUUCGCUCACUUCUCUUUCGCUCCCUGCUCUUUCGCUCACUUCUCUUUCGCUCCCUGCUCUUUCGCUCACUUCUCUUUCGCUCCCUGCUCUUUCGCUCACUUCUCUUUCGCUCCCUGCUCUUUCGCUCACUUCUCUUUCGCUCCCUGCUCUUUCGCUCACUUCUCUUUCGCUCCCUGCUCUUUCGCUCACUUCUCUUUCGCUCCCUGCUCUUUCGCUCACUUCUCUUUCGCUCCCUGCUCUUUCGCUCACUUCUCUUUCGCUCCCUGCUCUUUCGCUCACUUCUCUUUCGCUCCCUGCUCUUUCGCUCACUUCUCUUUCGCUCCCUGCUCUUUCGCUCACUUCUCUUUCGCUCCCUGCUCUUUCGCUCACUUCUCUUUCGCUCCCUGCUCUUUCGCUCACUUCUCUUUCGCUCCCUGCUCUUUCGCUCACUUCUCUUUCGCUCCCUGCUCUUUCGCUCCUUCUCUUUCGCUCCCUGCUCUUUCGCUCACUUCUCUUUCGCUCCCUGCUCUUUCGCUCACUUCUCUUUCGCUCCCUGCUCUUUCGCUCACUUCUCUUUCGCUCCCUGCUCUUUCGCUCACUUCUCUUUCGCUCCCUGCUCUUUCGCUCACUUCUCUUUCGCUCCCUGCUCUUUCGCUCACUUCUCUUUCGCUCCCUGCUCUUUCGCUCACUUCUCUUUCGCUCCCUGCUCUUUCGCUCCCUGCUCUUUCGCUCCCUGCUCUUUCGCUCCCUGCUCUUUCGCUCCCUGCUCUUUCGCUCACUUCUCUUUCGCUCCCUGCUCUUUCGCUCACUUCUCUUUCGCUCCCUGCUCUUUCGCUCACUUCUCUUUCGCUCCCUGCUCUUUCGCUCACUUCUCUUUCGCUCCCUGCUCUUUCGCUCACUUCUCUUUCGCUCCCUGCUCUUUCGCUCACUUCUCUUUCGCUCCCUGCUCUUUCGCUCACUUCUCUUUCGCUCCCUGCUCUUUCGCUCACUUCUCUUUCGCUCCCUGCUCUUUCGCUCACUUCUCUUUCGCUCCCUGCUCUUUCGCUCACUUCUCUUUCGCUCCCUGCUCUUUCGCUCACUUCUCUUUCGCUCCCUGCUCUUUCGCUCACUUCUCUUUCGCUCCCUGCUCUUUCGCUCACUUCUCUUUCGCUCCCUGCUCUUUCGCUCACUUCUCUUUCGCUCCCUGCUCUUUCGCUCACUUCUCUUUCGCUCCCUGCUCUUUCGCUCACUUCUCUUUCGCUCCCUGCUCUUUCGCUCACUUCUCUUUCGCUCCCUGCUCUUUCGCUCACUUCUCUUCGCUCCCUGCUCUUUCGCUCACUUCUCUUUCGCUCCCUGCUCUUUCGCUCACUUCUCUUUCGCUCCCUGCUCUUUCGCUCACUUCUCUUUCGCUCCCUGCUCUUUCGCUCACUUCUCUUUCGCUCCCUGCUCUUUCGCUCACUUCUCUUUCGCUCCCUGCUCUUUCGCUCACUUCUCUUUCGCUCCCUGCUCUUUCGCUCACUUCUCUUUCGCUCCUGCUCUUUCGCUCCCUGCUCUUUCGCUCCCUGCUCUUUCGCUCCCUGCUCUUUCGCUCCCUGCUCUUUCGCUCACUUCUCUUUCGCUCCCUGCUCUUUCGCUCACUUCUCUUUCGCUCCCUGCUCUUUCGCUCACUUCUCUUUCGCUCCCUGCUCUUUCGCUCACUUCUCUUUUCGCUCCCUGCUCUUUCGCUCACUUCUCUUUCGCUCCCUGCUCUUUCGCUCACUUCUCUUUCGCUCCCUGCUCUUUCGCUCACUUCUCUUUCGCUCCCUGCUCUUUCGCUCACUUCUCUUUCGCUCCCUGCUCUUUCGCUCACUUCUCUUUCGCUCCCUGCUCUUUCGCUCACUUCUCUUUCGCUCCCUGCUCUUUCGCUCACUUCUCUUUCGCUCCCUGCUCUUUCGCUCACUUCUCUUUCGCUCCCUGCUCUUUCGCUCACUUCUCUUUCGCUCCCUGCUCUUUCGCUCACUUCUCUUUCGCUCCCUGCUCUUUCGCUCACUUCUCUUUCGCUCCCUGCUCUUUCGCUCACUUCUCUUUCGCUCCCUGCUCUUUCGCUCACUUCUCUUUCGCUCCCUGCUCUUUCGCUCACUUCUCUUUCGCUCCCUGCUCUUUCGCUCACUUCUCUUUCGCUCCCUGCUCUUUCGCUCACUUCUCUUCGCUCCCUGCUCUUUCGCUCACUUCUCUUUCGCUCCCUGCUCUUUCGCUCACUUCUCUUUCGCUCCCUGCUCUUUCGCUCACUUCUCUUUCGCUCCCUGCUCUUUCGCUCACUUCUCUUUCGCUCCCUGCUCUUUCGCUCACUUCUCUUUCGCUCCCUGCUCUUUCGCUCACUUCUCUUUCGCUCCCUGCUCUUUCGCUCACUUCUCUUUCGCUCCCUGCUCUUUCGCUCACUUCUCUUUCGCUCCCUGCUCUUUCGCUCCCUGCUCUUUCGCUCCCUGCUCUUUCGCUCACUUCUCUUUCGCUCCCUGCUCUUUCGCUCACUUCUCUUUCGCUCCCUGCUCUUUCGCUCACUUCUCUUUCGCUCCCUGCUCUUUCGCUCACUUCUCUUUCGCUCCCUGCUCUUUCGCUCACUUCUCUUUCGCUCCCUGCUCUUUCGCUCACUUCUCUUUCGCUCCCUGCUCUUUCGCUCCCUGCUCUUUCGCUCCCUGCUCUUUCGCUCCCUGCUCUUUCGCUCCCUGCUCUUUCGCUCCCUGCUCUUUCGCUCACUUCUCUUUCGCUCCCUGCUCUUUCGCUCACUUCUCUUUCGCUCCCUGCUCUUUCGCUCACUUCUCUUUCGCUCCCUGCUCUUUCGCUCACUUCUCUUUCGCUCCCUGCUCUUUCGCUCACUUCUCUUUCGCUCCCUGCUCUUUCGCUCCCUGCUCUUUCGCUCCCUGCUCUUUCGCUCCCUGCUCUUUCGCUCCCUGCUCUUUCGCUCACUUCUCUUUCGCUCCCUGCUCUUUCGCUCACUUCUCUUUCGCUCCCUGCUCUUUCGCUCACUUCUCUUUCGCUCCCUGCUCUUUCGCUCACUUCUCUUUCGCUCCCUGCUCUUUCGCUCACUUCUCUUUCGCUCCCUGCUCUUUCGCUCACUUCUCUUUCGCUCCCUGCUCUUUCGCUCACUUCUCUUUCGCUCCCUGCUCUUUCGCUCACUUCUCUUUCGCUCCCUGCUCUUUCGCUCACUUCUCUUUCGCUCCCUGCUCUUUCGCUCACUUCUCUUUCGCUCCCUGCUCUUUCGCUCACUUCUCUUUCGCUCCCUGCUCUUUCGCUCACUUCUCUUUCGCUCCCUGCUCUUUCGCUCACUUCUCUUUCGCUCCCUGCUCUUUCGCUCACUUCUCUUUCGCUCCCUGCUCUUUCGCUCACUUCUCUUUCGCUCCCUGCUCUUUCGCUCACUUCUCUUUCGCUCCCUGCUCUUUCGCUCACUUCUCUUUCGCUCCCUGCUCUUUCGCUCACUUCUCUUUCGCUCCCUGCUCUUUCGCUCACUUCUCUUUCGCUCCCUGCUCUUUCGCUCACUUCUCUUUCGCUCCCUGCUCUUUCGCUCACUUCUCUUUCGCUCCCUGCUCUUUCGCUCACUUCUCUUUCGCUCCCUGCUCUUUCGCUCACUUCUCUUUCGCUCCCUGCUCUUUCGCUCACUUCUCUUUCGCUCCCUGCUCUUUCGCUCACUUCUCUUUCGCUCCCUGCUCUUUCGCUCCUUCUCUUUCGCUCCCUGCUCUUUCGCUCACUUCUCUUUCGCUCCCUGCUCUUUCGCUCACUUCUCUUUCGCUCCCUGCUCUUUCGCUCACUUCUCUUUCGCUCCCUGCUCUUUCGCUCACUUCUCUUUCGCUCCCUGCUCUUUCGCUCACUUCUCUUUCGCUCCCUGCUCUUUCGCUCACUUCUCUUUCGCUCCCUGCUCUUUCGCUCACUUCUCUUUCGCUCCCUGCUCUUCGCUCACUUCUCUUUCGCUCCCUGCUCUUUCGCUCCCUGCUCUUUCGCUCCCUGCUCUUUCGCUCACUUCUCUUUCGCUCCCUGCUCUUUCGCUCACUUCUCUUUCGCUCCCUGCUCUUUCGCUCACUUCUCUUUCGCUCCCUGCUCUUUCGCUCACUUCUCUUUCGCUCCCUGCUCUUUCGCUCACUUCUCUUUCGCUCCCUGCUCUUUCGCUCACUUCUCUUUCGCUCCCUGCUCUUUCGCUCACUUCUCUUUCGCUCCCUGCUCUUUCGCUCCCUGCUCUUUCGCUCCCUGCUCUUUCGCUCACUUCUCUUUCGCUCCCUGCUCUUUCGCUCACUUCUCUUUCGCUCCCUGCUCUUUCGCUCACUUCUCUUUCGCUCCCUGCUCUUUCGCUCACUUCUCUUUCGCUCCCUGCUCUUUCGCUCACUUCUCUUUCGCUCCCUGCUCUUUCGCUCACUUCUCUUUCGCUCCCUGCUCUUUCGCUCACUUCUCUUUCGCUCCCUGCUCUUUCGCUCACUUCUCUUUCGCUCCCUGCUCUUUCGCUCACUUCUCUUUCGCUCCCUGCUCUUUCGCUCACUUCUCUUUCGCUCCCUGCUCUUUCGCUCACUUCUCUUUCGCUCCCUGCUCUUUCGCUCACUUCUCUUUCGCUCCCUGCUCUUUCGCUCACUUCUCUUUCGCUCCCUGCUCUUUCGCUCACUUCUCUUUCGCUCCCUGCUCUUUCGCUCACUUCUCUUUCGCUCCCUGCUCUUUCGCUCACUUCUCUUUCGCUCCCUGCUCUUUCGCUCACUUCUCUUUCGCUCCCUGCUCUUUCGCCUCACUUCUCUUUCGCUCCCUGCUCUUUCGCUCACUUCUCUUUCGCUCCCUGCUCUUUCGCUCCCUUCUCUUUCGCUCCCUGCUCUUUCGCUCACUUCUCUUUCGCUCCCUGCUCUUUCGCUCACUUCUCUUUCGCUCCCUGCUCUUUCGCUCACUUCUCUUUCGCUCCCUGCUCUUUCGCUCACUUCUCUUUCGCUCCCUGCUCUUUCGCUCACUUCUCUUUCGCUCCCUGCUCUUUCGCUCACUUCUCUUUCGCUCCCUGCUCUUUCGCUCACUUCUCUUUCGCUCCCUGCUCUUUCGCUCCCUGCUCUUUCGCUCCCUGCUCUUUCGCUCCCUGCUCUUUCGCUCCCUGCUCUUUCGCUCACUUCUCUUUCGCUCCCUGCUCUUUCGCUCACUUCUCUUUCGCUCCCUGCUCUUUCGCUCACUUCUCUUUCGCUCCCUGCUCUUUCGCUCACUUCUCUUUCGCUCCCUGCUCUUUCGCUCACUUCUCUUUCGCUCCCUGCUCUUUCGCUCCCUGCUCUUUCGCUCCCUGCUCUUUCGCUCACUUCUCUUUCGCUCCCUGCUCUUUCGCUCACUUCUCUUUCGCUCCCUGCUCUUUCGCUCACUUCUCUUUCGCUCCCUGCUCUUUCGCUCACUUCUCUUUCGCUCCCUGCUCUUUCGCUCACUUCUCUUUCGCUCCCUGCUCUUUCGCUCACUUCUCUUUCGCUCCCUGCUCUUUCGCUCACUUCUCUUUCGCUCCCUGCUCUUUCGCUCACUUCUCUUUCGCUCCCUGCUCUUUCGCUCACUUCUCUUUCGCUCCCUGCUCUUUCGCUCACUUCUCUUUCGCUCCCUGCUCUUUCGCUCACUUCUCUUUCGCUCCCUGCUCUUUCGCUCACUUCUCUUUCGCUCCCUGCUCUUUCGCUCACUUCUCUUUCGCUCCCUGCUCUUUCGCUCACUUCUCUUUCGCUCCCUGCUCUUUCGCUCACUUCUCUUUCGCUCCCUGCUCUUUCGCUCACUUCUCUUUCGCUCCCUGCUCUUUCGCUCACUUCUCUUUCGCUCCCUGCUCUUUCGCUCACUUCUCUUUCGCUCCCUGCUCUUCGCUCACUUCUCUUUCGCUCCCUGCUCUUUCGCUCACUUCUCUUUCGCUCCCUGCUCUUUCGCUCACUUCUCUUUCGCUCCCUGCUCUUUUCGCUCCCUGCUCUUUCGCUCCCUGCUCUUUCGCUCACUUCUCUUUCGCUCCCUGCUCUUUCGCUCACUUCUCUUUCGCUCCCUGCUCUUUCGCUCACUUCUCUUUCGCUCCCUGCUCUUUCGCUCACUUCUCUUUCGCUCCCUGCUCUUUCGCUCACUUCUCUUUCGCUCCCUGCUCUUUCGCUCACUUCUCUUUCGCUCCCUGCUCUUUCGCUCACUUCUCUUCGCUCCCUGCUCUUUCGCUCACUUCUCUUUCGCUCCCUGCUCUUUCGCUCACUUCUCUUUCGCUCCCUGCUCUUUCGCUCACUUCUCUUUCGCUCCCUGCUCUUUCGCUCACUUCUCUUUCGCUCCCUGCUCUUUCGCUCCCUUCUCUUUCGCUCCCUGCUCUUUCGCUCACCUUCUCUUUCGCUCCCUGCUCUUUCGCUCACUUCUCUUUCGCUCCCUGCUCUUUCGCUCACUUCUCUUUCGCUCCCUGCUCUUUCGCUCACUUCUCUUCGCUCCCUGCUCUUUCGCUCACUUCUCUUUCGCUCCCUGCUCUUUCGCUCACUUCUCUUUCGCUCCCUGCUCUUUCGCUCACUUCUCUUUCGCUCCCUGCUCUUUCGCUCACUUCUCUUUCGCUCCCUGCUCUUUCGCUCACUUCUCUUUCGCUCCCUGCUCUUUCGCUCACUUCUCUUUCGCUCCCUGCUCUUUCGCUCACUUCUCUUUCGCUCCCUGCUCUUUCGCUCACUUCUCUUUCGCUCCCUGCUCUUUCGCUCCCUGCUCUUUCGCUCACUUCUCUUUCGCUCCCUGCUCUUUCGCUCACUUCUCUUUCGCUCCCUGCUCUUUCGCUCACUUCUCUUUCGCUCCCUGCUCUUUCGCUCACUUCUCUUUCGCUCCCUGCUCUUUCGCUCACUUCUCUUUCGCUCCCUGCUCUUUCGCUCACUUCUCUUUCGCUCCCUGCUCUUUCGCUCACUUCUCUUUCGCUCCCUGCUCUUUCGCUCACUUCUCUUCGCUCCCUGCUCUUUCGCUCACUUCUCUUUCGCUCCCUGCUCUUUCGCUCACUUCUCUUUCGCUCCCUGCUCUUUCGCUCACUUCUCUUUCGCUCCCUGCUCUUUCGCUCCCUGCUCUUUCGCUCCCUGCUCUUUCGCUCACUUCUCUUUCGCUCCCUGCUCUUUCGCUCACUUCUCUUUCGCUCCCUGCUCUUUCGCUCACUUCUCUUUCGCUCCCUGCUCUUUCGCUCACUUCUCUUUCGCUCCCUGCUCUUUCGCUCACUUCUCUUUCGCUCCCUGCUCUUUCGCUCACUUCUCUUUCGCUCCCUGCUCUUUCGCUCACUUCUCUUUCGCUCCCUGCUCUUUCGCUCCCUGCUCUUUCGCUCCCUGCUCUUUCGCUCACUUCUCUUUCGCUCCCUGCUCUUUCGCUCACUUCUCUUUCGCUCCCUGCUCUUUCGCUCACUUCUCUUUCGCUCCCUGCUCUUUCGCUCCCUUCUCUUUCGCUCCCUGCUCUUUCGCUCCCUUCUCUUUCGCUCCCUGCUCUUCGCUCACUUCUCUUUCGCUCCCUGCUCUUUCGCUCACUUCUCUUUCGCUCCCUGCUCUUUCGCUCACUUCUCUUUCGCUCCCUGCUCUUUCGCUCACUUCUCUUUCGCUCCCUGCUCUUUCGCUCACUUCUCUUUCGCUCCCUGCUCUUUCGCUCACUUCUCUUUCGCUCCCUGCUCUUUCGCUCACUUCUCUUUCGCUCCCUGCUCUUUCGCUCACUUCUCUUUCGCUCCCUGCUCUUUCGCUCACUUCUCUUUCGCUCCCUGCUCUUUCGCUUCACUUCUCUUUCGCUCCUGCUCUUUCGCUCCCUGCUCUUUCGCUCACUUCUCUUUCGCUCCCUGCUCUUUCGCUCACUUCUCUUUCGCUCCCUGCUCCUUUCGCUCACUUCUCUUUCGCUCCCUGCUCUUUCGCUCACUUCUCUUUCUCUCCCUGCUCUUUCGCUCACUUCUCUUUCGCUCCCUGCUUCUUUCGCUCACUUCUCUUUCGCUCCCUGCUCUUUCGCUCACUCUCUUUCGCUCCUCUUUCGCUCCCUGCUCUUUCGCUCACUUCUCUUUCGCUCCCUGCUCUUUCGCUCACUUCUCUUUCGCUCCCUGCCUCUUUCGCUCCCUUCUCUUUCGCUCCCUGCUCUUUCGCUCACUUCUCUUUCGCUCCCUGCUCUUUCGCUCACUUCUCUUUCGCUCCCUGCUCUUUCGCUCACUUCUCUUUCGCUCCCUGCUCUUUCGCUCACUUCUCUUUCGCUCCCUGCUCUUUCGCUCACUUCUCUUUCGCUCCCUGCUCUUUC
This is a messenger RNA of Closterium sp. Naga37s-1, 8784 nucleotides long. The record is from the annotation of a GenBank genome assembly. Lineage: Eukaryota; Viridiplantae; Streptophyta; Zygnematophyceae; Desmidiales; Closteriaceae.